AUGUCGAGCGUUGCUGGUAAGCCGGCUGGCAAGUACGACGAGAUUCCCGGGCCUCUUGGCCUCGGAGCCGCCUCGCUGGCGGGCAAGGUUGCACUCGUGACUGGUGCUGGCCGUGGCAUUGGUCGCGAAAUUGCCCUCGAGCUGGGCCGCCGCGGUGCCAAGGUGAUUAUCAACUAUGCCAACAGUGAAGCGACAGCGCAGGAGGUGGUCAACCAAAUCAAGAAAAACGGGUCAGAUGCAGCGUCCGUCAAGGCAAACGUGUCGGACGUUGACCAGAUUGUGCGCAUGUUUGAGGAGGCCAAGAAGAUCUUUGGUAAGAUCGACAUUGUUGUGUCCAAUAGCGGUGUUGUAUCGUUCGGCCAUGUCAAGGAUGUCACUCCAGAGGAGUUUGACCGCGUCUUCAAUAUCAACACCCGCGGCCAGUUCUUUGUUGCCCGUGAAGCCUACAAGAACUUGGAGGUCGGCGGCCGUCUGAUCAUGAUGGGCUCCAUCACUGGUCAGGCGAAGAUGGUGCCUCGUCACGCUGUCUACUCCGGCAGCAAGGGUGCCAUUGAAACAUUUGUGCGCUGCUUGGCCGUCGAUUUUGGCGACAAGAAGUGCACAGUCAAUUGCGUUGCCCCCGGUGGCAUCAAGACGGACAUGUACCAUGCCGUGUGCCGCGAGUACAUCCCUGGUGGUGACAAGCUCAACGAUGAGGAAGUCGACGAGUAUGCGGCUGGUUGGUCUCCUAUUCAUCGUGUCGGUCUGCCUAUCGACGUGGCCCGUGUUGUCUGCUUCCUGGCUUCUCAAGACGGCGAGUGGAUCAACGGCAAGGUGAUUGGUAUUGACGGCGGUGCUUGCAUGUAA
Molecule: messenger RNA, 846 nt
Organism: Thermochaetoides thermophila DSM 1495
Lineage: Eukaryota; Fungi; Ascomycota; Sordariomycetes; Sordariales; Chaetomiaceae
Exons: 4
Coding region: 1-846 (281 amino acids)
Molecular function (GO): oxidoreductase activity
Source: RefSeq, a predicted model, not a curated record